UUAGAAGGGGGAAGACAUUAAGCGGAGGACACUCCUGUAAAAAUGGAAGACGUACCGGAUAAUGCACCUGAGCACUGCCCGGGUACACAAAGUGAGGAGGCAGGAAAGUCCUCGUCAUGUCAGGGCUGUCCCAACCAGAAAAUAUGUGCUUCUGGAGCCACCACGGCCCCCGAUCCGGCCAUAGCAGAGAUAGGAGCGAAGAUGUCAACAGUCAAACACAAGAUCCUUGUGCUGUCUGGAAAAGGAGGGGUGGGGAAGAGUACCUUCAGUGCUCACCUGGCCCACGCUCUGGCAAGUGACAGCACGAAGGAGGUUGCCCUGCUGGAUGUGGAUAUCUGUGGUCCAUCCAUUCCGAGGAUCAUGGGCUUAGAGGGAGAACAGGUUCACCAGAGUGGCUCAGGCUGGUCUCCUGUGUAUGUGGAUGACAACCUGGCGGUCAUGUCUAUUGGCUUCCUGCUCAGUAGUCCUGAUGAUGCUGUGAUCUGGAGAGGACCCAAGAAGAAUGGGAUGAUCAAGCAGUUUUUGAGGGAUGUUGACUGGGGGGAUCUGGAUUACCUCAUCGUGGACACGCCCCCUGGCACCUCUGACGAACACCUGUCGCUGGUCCAGUACCUGAGCUCCACCCACGUUGACGGAGCAGUCAUCAUCACCACACCACAGGAGGUGUCGUUGCAGGAUGUGCGAAAGGAGAUCAGGUUCUGUCAGAAGGUCAAGCUGCCGAUCAUCGGGGUGGUGGAGAACAUGAGUGGCUUCGUUUGUCCCACAUGCAAGAACACUUCACAGAUCUUCCCUCCCACUAGCGGGGGCGCAGAGCGGAUGUGUGCGGACCUCGAUCUACCCCUGUUAGGAAAGGUACCGUUGGACCCGAGGAUAGCCCGAUGCUGCGACGAGGGCAAGUCUUUCCUCAAUGAAGUCCCUGACUCGCCUGCUGCUAAAGUCUACCAGAAUAUCGUGCAGAGUAUUCAGGACUACUGCUCCAACCGUGUGACGGAGGAGCAGAGCAGCACAUGAAGCCACUCCGAUGGCGGCCAUAUUGGACCAGAGCAGUGAGAGAGAUGACACGAUGAGUGUGGUAGAAACCAUUAACUGCUGAAUAAGAAACACACUUAGGAGAGCGAAUAACGUUAAUAAUGCAACAUUCACCAAAGUCAGAAUUCUGUCAACAUGAUGACGAGUCACAACAGGCAGCAGCUUGCAUACCUCACAGUGCCGUGGUUCAUUCUGCAGUGACGAUCCAGAGGAUUAAAUAAAUGUAUAUAAUGAAAUGGGGACUUGUUCCUUUCAAUAUUUAGAAAUAAUUGCAGCUUGAUAAUGAUGGGUUGUCUUAUUCAAAUAUGCACUUGAACAUAAUUUUGAACAUGAAAGCUUGCAUCAAAAAAAUAAAUUCAAACCACCACUCUGAUACUCUGUAUAUAACAUGUUUAUACUUGAGAUGAGAUAAAUACUUUAAAAUCCCUGAAGUAUAAUUGAUAUAAGGCAGUUUGAAAUGUUUAUCUUAAAGAAUAAAGCUGGCGAUAUUCCUUUUUGUUAUUGUCUUAUAAUUAACAUUAAAAAAAUAAAAUACAAA
Molecule: messenger RNA, 1567 nt
Organism: Anarrhichthys ocellatus (wolf-eel)
Lineage: Eukaryota; Metazoa; Chordata; Actinopteri; Perciformes; Anarhichadidae
Gene: nubp1
Product: nucleotide binding protein 1 (MinD homolog, E. coli)
Exons: 10
Coding region: 43-1011 (322 amino acids)
Biological process (GO): iron-sulfur cluster assembly
Cellular component (GO): cytosol
Molecular function (GO): ATP hydrolysis activity; ATP binding; ATP-dependent FeS chaperone activity
Source: RefSeq, a predicted model, not a curated record